UAUUACGAUAUUUGUUUUUUAAGGUUGUAUUCAGUGUAGAGGCUGUAUCCUACAACAUGAAGACCCAUGAUCAUCUUGGUAAACUGACCCAGGUCAUAAACCAGCUCAAACAGGUUGAAAAGGUCGUCAUCAUUCCAUUCGUUCACAGAGAGGUUGAGAUAGAUAAAUCUGGAGUACGGAACUCAAUGUUCCUGGACGAGUUCCUUGACUUAGGAUUGAACCAGGACGGUACCGUCCCUCAGCUUCAGUAUGAACAGGUCCCUUUUAACCACCCGCUCUUUAUCAUGUACAGUAGUGGAACUACAGGAGCUCCUAAAUGUAUGGUCCAUUCUGUUGGAGGAACCCUUCUCAAGCAUCUGGAGGAGCAUAUUGUGCAAGGGAACCGAAGUACUGAGGAUACCUUGAUGUACUACACAACAACAGGGUGGAUGAUGUGGAACUGGGAGGUGACAGCUCUAGCCGCUGGUUGCAGUUUAGUAUUAUACGAUGGUUCACCUCUUCAUCCACACACAGCUGUCAUGUGGGAUAUAGUAGACGAGUGUGGAGUGACUGUAUUCGGUACAUCAGCAAAAUGGAUUGCUGUCCAAGAGGAACGUCAUCUACAACCAAGAACUUCACAUAGUCUUAAAACUUUAAAAGCAAUUUGUUCGACUGGGUCUCCCCUCGUACCACACUCUUAUGAUUACGUUUACAGGGAAAUCAAAGCAGAUGUGCUUCUGGCCUCCAUUUCUGGUGGAACCGAUAUUAUUGCCUGCUUCAUGGGUGAGAAUUCUGUACUGCCUGUAUUCAAGGGAGAGAUACAGAGCCCCCACCUAGGCUGCAGUAUACAAGCUUGGGAUGAUCUGGGAGAGAGAGUUGAGGGAGUGUCGGGAGAGUUAGUGUGUACAGUCCCUUUUCCAUCAAUGCCCACAAGGUUUUGGAAUGAUGAAGACGGAGCUAAAUAUCAUUCUGCAUAUUUUGACAAGUUCCCAGGCGUCUGGUCACACGGAGAUUAUAUUUAUAUUAAUCCCAAAACUAAGGGAUUCCUCAUGCUAGGCAGAUCAGACGGCACCCUGAACCCUAGUGGAGUAAGGUUUGGUUCUGCUGAAAUCUACAAUAUUGUUGAACAGUUUCCAGAGAUCAGUGAUAGCCUGUGUGUUGGGCAGCGUUCUCCUGAUGGUCUUGAAGAACGGGUUCUUCUGUUCCUCAAACUCCAGGUUCCACUAGGACCAGUGCUGGUUGAUAAACUUAGGAAAACUAUUAGAUCCCAACUCUCAGCCAGACAUGUUCCCGCCUUGAUUCUCCAGAUUGAAGAUAUUCCCUACACGAUAAACGGGAAGAAGGUGGAGCUUGCUGUAAAGAAGGUUCUAGCAGGACAAAAGGUGUCUAACCUUGGAGCUCUUGGGAACCCUGAAUCCUUAAAACUUUAUGAGAAUAUUCCAGAAACUAAACAGUGGUAGACCAGUACAAGUUGCACAGCAUAACUUUUAACCUGUACUUGGAAUGCACAAUUAAGAUGUUUAGCAAAUUUUGUAAACUGAAGGUAGAGGGUGACAGGGUUUGUGUAUAGUUUACAGAUAUCAUUAGCUUUUAAAUUGUCUGACAAAUUAUUAAAAUGUUGACUAGUAGACUAACAGCAGUCGAAAUCUUUGCCAGUUGUGAACAAAGUUUAUAAAAAAAGAUCUGGGGGAAAAUGAAAAAUUGAACAUCAAGAGGUUAUUUUUUCAAUAAUUUUUGAUGCUUCUAACCAAAAGAAAAAUUUUCUUACCUAAAUUUGUUUCCUAUGUUUUUUUCCCCUAAAAUUUAUUUAUUGUCUCCUAAAAAUCACCUCAAUUAUUCGAACAAACUCUUAAAAACAAAUUUCGGCUCUCCGCACAAACACUUUUGGGGGAAAUUUUUUUCAAAAUUGGGGUGGGGGAACUUUGAUGAAAUAUAAUUAUAUUGUGCAUUUAAUAGUUACUUAUUU
Messenger RNA from Eurytemora carolleeae, 1945 nucleotides. RefSeq names its product acetoacetyl-CoA synthetase. Gene Ontology annotation, molecular function: acetoacetate-CoA ligase activity. Lineage: Eukaryota; Metazoa; Arthropoda; Copepoda; Calanoida; Temoridae. Gene Ontology annotation, cellular component: cytosol. The coding region runs from base 57 to 1439 and encodes 460 amino acids. Gene Ontology annotation, biological process: lipid metabolic process. The record is from RefSeq and is a predicted model, not a curated record. The transcript is spliced from 18 exons.